AUGUCAUCCACAGAAGUAUCGACCACCACCGAGACUAGCGCCGUCGCCACCAAGCUCAGCCUUACCGCCACUGAGAAGCCGAUCGACAUCGCUCGGGAUGCUCAGAGAGUCUUCGAAGUCCUCAAGAAAGGCGGUCUCGCAAUCAUUCCAGGCGAUGUCGGCUAUGGCCUUGUCGCUAUGGACCCUAAGGCCUUGGAGCGAGCCUUUGUCACGAAGCAACGACAGCCCCACAAGCGCCAUGCGAUGCUCGGAAGCUUCGCACUGCACAAAGAGCUGCAUGUCCUACCUGAGCGGGAAGCGAACAUGGUGGAACUCCUUACCAGAGACAUCGAUAUACCUCUAGGGGUUGUUGCUCCCUGCAAAAUGGAUCAUCCGCUCCUCCAGAAGCUCGGCCCGGAAACACUGGCACGAAGCUCAGUAGACGGAACACUCGGUAUGCUGGUAAAUGGAGGCAAACUUCAGGAUGAGCUCGUUCGGCUGAGCUCUAGCGCUGGACUGCCAUUGAUGGGCUCUUCAGCAAAUCUGUCCGGGAAGGGCACCAAAUGGCUGGUAGAGCAUAUUGAACCGGAGAUCCUGGCUGCAGCCGACAUCAUCAUCGACUAUGGCUGGAGAAAGUACUCUCUACCGCGGACGUCUUCAACGAUGAUUGACUUCAGGACACUAGAAGUGUUGCGGUUUGGCUGUUGCUAUAACAUGAUCCAAGAUGUAUUUCAGCGCUACUAUGGUAUCACAAUGCCGGAAGAUCCUGGUCGAGAGGUCAACUUCAGCGGCCACAGGCGCGAGGCUGCGAAGGAGUCUCCAGUUCAGAUAUCGGCGUAG
Messenger RNA from Cyphellophora attinorum, 819 nucleotides. RefSeq lists its product as uncharacterized. Bases 1 to 819 code for a protein of 272 amino acids. Lineage: Eukaryota; Fungi; Ascomycota; Eurotiomycetes; Chaetothyriales; Cyphellophoraceae. Gene Ontology annotation, cellular component: cytoplasm. The transcript has a single exon. Gene Ontology annotation, molecular function: nucleotidyltransferase activity; tRNA binding; double-stranded RNA binding. Gene Ontology annotation, biological process: regulation of translational fidelity. The record is from RefSeq and is a predicted model, not a curated record.